GGUCACGUGACGUCGCAGUGAGGUUGAAAGGUUCCUGAGGUUCGGAGAAACGUAAACAAUCCUUGGUUCUGUGCUCAGAUGUCUCGGUUCCUGGAUUUGGCCGAGUUUGGAGAAGCUGCUCGCUUCAUUCGUCUCACCAACCUGGAGCAGCUGGCGGCGAUGGCCCAGGCCUUCGAUGGUACGAAGCGUGUUUGGAUGCCUGACGAGACUGAAGCGUAUAUUGAAGUGGAGCUGAAAGAAGUGAAUGGAGACAAGUCCACUGUGGAGACCAAGGACGGACGGUUUCUGAUUGUGAAAGGAGACGACCUCCAGCCCAUGAACCCCUCGAGGUUCGACAUGUUGGAGGACAUGGCCAUGUUGACUCACCUGAACGAGGCGUCCGUCCUUUUCAACCUGAGGAGACGAUACAGCAUGUGGAUGAUCUACACCUACUCGGGGCUGUUCUGUGUCACAGUCAAUCCUUACAAGUGGCUGCCGGUUUACUCUCGUGAGGUGGUAGCGGCCUAUAAAGGGAGGCGGCGCACAGAGACUCCGCCCCACAUCUACGCCAUCGCCGACAACGCCUACAUCGACCUGCUGCAGAAUCGAGAGAACCAGUCGAUGCUCAUCACAGGUGAGUCUGGUGCAGGGAAAACCGUCAACACUAAGAGAGUGAUUCAGUAUUUCGCCAUCGUCGCUGCUCUUGGAGAAAAUGUGAAGAAAGGAGGAUCUUUGGAGGACCAGAUCAUUGAAGCUAAUCCGGCUAUGGAGGCGUUCGGCAACGCAAAAACCAUCCGCAACGACAACUCCUCUCGUUUUGGAAAGUUCAUCAGGAUUCACUUCGGGACCACAGGGAAGCUGGCGUCAGCCGACAUCGACAUUUAUCUUCUGGAAAAAUCUAGAGUUGUGUUCCAGCAGCCCGGAGAGAGGAGCUACCACAUCUACUACCAGAUCAUGUCCAAUCACAAACCAGAGCUACAAGACAUGUUGCUGGUGAGCACCAACCCCUACGACUACCACUUCUGCUGCCAGGGUGAGACCAAGGUGGAGAGCAUCAACGACGGGGAGGAGCUGAAGCUCACUGACCACGCCAUGGACACGCUGGGCUUCACUCCCGAAGAGAAGUACGGCUGCUACAAGAUCGUUGGCGCCAUCAUGCACUUCGGUAACAUGAAGUUCAAGAAGAAACAGCGAGAGGAGCAGGCCGAGGCCGACGGCACCGAGAGUGAGGAUAAGGCAGCCUAUCUGAUGGGCAUCAGCUCUGCUGACCUGCUGAAAGGCCUCCUGAACCCCCGCGUCAAGGUCGGAAACGAGUUCAUUGUGAAAGGACAAACUGUGGAACAGGUUAACUUUGCAGUUGCAGCCCUGGCUAAAGCCACCUACGACCGUAUGUUUAAGUGGUUGGUGAGUCGUAUCAACUCGUCCUUAUACACCGCGCUGCCUCGUCAGUACUUCAUCGGAGUCCUCGACAUCGCCGGCUUCGAGAUCUUUGAGUUCAACAACUUUGAGCAGCUGUGCAUCAACUUCACCAACGAGAGGCUGCAGCAGUACUUCAACCACCACAUGUUCAUCCAGGAGCAGGAGGAAUACAAGAUUGAGGGGAUAGAGUGGACCUUCAUCGACUUCGGUCUGGACUUACAGGCCUGCAUAGACCUCAUAGAGAAACCCAUGGGUAUUCUGUCCAUCAUGGAGGAGGAGUGUAUGUUCCCCAAGGCCACGGACCAGAGCUUUAAAACCAAACUCUAUGACAACCAUCUGGGGAAGUCGCCCAACUUCCUGAGGCCGAGGAUGGACAAGAAGCGCAAAUAUGAGUCGCACUUCGAGUUGGUUCACUAUGCUGGCGUGGUGCCGUACAACAUCACAGGCUGGCUGGAUAAAAACAGAGAUCCUCUGAAUGAGACGGUGGUGGUCCUGUUCCAGAAAUCCUCCAACAAACUGAUGGCUGGACUUUUUGAGAACUACAUCACCACUGAGAUGGCCAGUGAUCCGAAGGCUGAAACUAGACACAGGAAGAAGAAAGCAGCUUCCUUCCAAACAGUUUCACAGUUACACAAGGAGAAUCUUAAGAAGCUGAUGGCGAACCUCCGCAGCACUCAGCCUCACUUCGUCCGCUGCAUCAUCCCCAACGAGACCAAGACUCCAGGUGUGAUGGAUCCUUUCCGGGUCCUCCACCAGCUGAGGUGUAACGGAGUCCUCGAAGGGAUCAGGAUUUGCAGGAAGGGCUUUCCGAACCGCAUCCUUUACGCUGAGUUCAGACAGCGUUACCGCAUUUUGAAUCCCUCUGCGAUUCCGGAGGAUUCCUUCGUGGACAGCAGGAAGGCCGUGGAGAAGCUGCUGGGCUCCCUGAACAUCGACCACACCCAGUACAAGUUCGGACACACUAAGGUAUUCUUUAAGGCCGGUCUGUUGGGUCUGCUGGAGGACAUGAGGGACACUCGUCUGUCUGAGAUCCUCACCAUCGUCCAGGCCAUGUGCAGAGGGAAGUUGAUGAGGAAGCAACGAGAGAAGCUGAUACUGCAAAGAGAGGCUGUGAUCGUGAUCCAGUUCAACCUCAGAGCUUUCUACACAGUGCGGACUUGGCCGUGGAUGAUGCUGUUCUAUAAGAUCCGCCCCCUGCUCAGGAGCGCCCAGGUGGAGAAAGAACUCGCUGCUCUGAACGAAGACUUCACCAAACUCAAAGAGGCCUUCAACAGGUCGGAGGGGAAGCGUCAGGAGGCCGAGGAGAAGCAGGUGGAUUUGGUUCAGGAGAAAAACGACCUGUCUCUGCAGCUCCAAGCUGAGCAAGACAACCUGUUGGAUGCAGAGGACCGCUGCAAUCAGCUGAUUCAGUCCAAAAUCUCUUUGGAGUCGAAGCUGAAGGAGAUGCAGGAGCGUCUGGAGGACGAGGAGGAGUUGACCGCCACACUGACGUCCAAGAAACGCAAGCUGGAGGACGAGGCGACGUCACUGAAGAAAGACGUGGACGAUCUGGAGAUCACCCUGGCUAAAGUGGAGAAGGAGAGACAUGGACUGGAGAACAAGGUGAAGAACUUGUCCCAUGAGAUGUGUGUUCUGGACGAAUCGAUAGCGUCUCUGAGCAGAGAGAAAGCCGCCCUGCAGGAAGCUCAUCAACAGGCUCUGCACGACCUUCAGGCUCAGGAGGACAAGUGUAACAUGUUGGUCAAAGCAAAGACUCGACUCGAGCAACAAGUGGACAAUGUGGAAGGUUCCUUGGAGCAGGAGAAGAAGGUGCGGAUGGAUCUGGAACGAACCAAAAGGAAGCUGGAGGGGGAUCUGAAGCUCUCCAUGGAUUCUGUGAGGGACCUGGAGAACCAGAAGGAAGACUUGGAGGAGAGACUGAAAAAGUAA
This is a messenger RNA of Paralichthys olivaceus (Japanese flounder), 3327 nucleotides long. NCBI's taxonomy places the organism in Eukaryota, Metazoa, Chordata, Actinopteri, Pleuronectiformes, Paralichthyidae. The record is from RefSeq and is a predicted model, not a curated record.